Closterium sp. Yama58-4 is the source of this 381-nucleotide messenger RNA. Lineage: Eukaryota; Viridiplantae; Streptophyta; Zygnematophyceae; Desmidiales; Closteriaceae. The record is from the annotation of a GenBank genome assembly.
AUGGCACGCGGGCCCCGUUCCGCCCUUCAAGCUGGCCUCGCCGCAGUCCUCGCGGUCGCCCUCGUUGCUCUCGCGCUCCUCGCGAAACCCGGCGACGCGCUUCAAGGCGACUCGACAGUGCGAUUUAUCUCUAAAUCGUACAUUUCCAACCCUUAUGCCUUCGAUACUCAGUGCGUGAAUUCGACGUUGCCGAGUGGCACAUAUGACGCCGAGAUCACGUGGGGCAUUUAUCCUGGCCAGCCCGCGUGCUUCAACAUGUCCUUCUAUUCCUUCCCAAGCUGCGUGGGAGUUUCCUUCGUGUCGAAACUGCGCCCUUCAUCCAACACUACCACCAAGUGGACGCUCUCCCAGAAGCCAGCGUCAGUGUUUUGCCAGGUGUGA